Molecule: messenger RNA, 3069 nt
Organism: Patella vulgata (common limpet)
Lineage: Eukaryota; Metazoa; Mollusca; Gastropoda; Patellidae
Exons: 3
Coding region: 227-3061 (944 amino acids)
Source: RefSeq, a predicted model, not a curated record
CACAUGUAAAGUGAGUGCGAGUGGAUACUUUCAACAUAAGAAAUGUAUUCUUUCAGACACCGACCGACAGUCUAAAACUUGGACAUAGAAAAUCACAACAAGUAAAUAAUGUGGGGAAAACUCUUUAUUCGUAAUUAAAAUGUUGAGCUAAAAAAUACGCGCGACUCAUAAUAGUAGUGACUGAAAUCAGAUAAUCUGAGAAAAGAAUGGACAGGUGAUCAACAAGAUGAUUGAAAAUUUAUUGAGAAAAUUCAGUACGUAUGUUAUCAUUGUGUGUUUUUGGUCUGGGAUUUAUAUAGCUGUAUAUCAAAACAUCCAUUUUAAAACAUUGAAGAGAUUUUCUACGAGUUUUACUAAUCCUGAACGACCCACCAAUGCCGCUAAAUGGGUGAUGAUCUUCUCUGAGACAGAAGAAAAACUUCUCGAUACAAUCUUUCUACACGACACCGAUUGGACGCUCUUCUACAUCUUCUACCAAACCGGAAAAAUCACCAUAACAAUAGGAAAGGAUGAAGUCACUGAUACAUCCAAGUUGCUUAACUUUGGGUUUGAGACAGGUAACUUUGAACUUGACCAGGAUAAUUGGAGGUUUCUUUGCUGCCUUUAUGCUAUUGCUAACGGUGCUGAACAGAUCUACGAAUUGGACUCUGACCUCAAUGUAACUAAUGCAUCGUUUCUAGAAAGUAACGAAUUGACUGGAACUGCUUAUUAUGGUAGUGAAUAUUUUGACGUCGAGGGAUAUUUUGUUCAAGGAGAGACCACGGCUGAUCUGCCAAAUUCCGGCUCGGCAUAUCGUGUAGGACCUAUUCGUCCUUUAAUAAAACAAGGUUUAGUUUGUGGUUUUCGAUCGAAGGCUUCAAAACCCAAGACAGACAACAAUAACGCCCCACCAAUAUUCUUAUUCCCUGGUGUAUUUUCGAGUUAUUCUGUUAAAAAUACUGUGUAUAGAUAUGAAGCCUUGUGGGCACUCUUCUCGCCAAAAACUAACCCGUCCAGUCUCAGGGAAGUUUGCAGAAAUCUCAUCAACCAGAGACUCGUGUGGGAAAUUGGAGGAACAGUUGGGUUCUAUCCACCCAACGCCAUUAAUAAAUCCCAAUCUGCAGCUGAUACUGAAGGCUCCAAGGGCCACAGAGCAGCCGAUUUACUGAUUGAAUUUUUGUUAAAAUGGAGAUGUGACCCAUUUAAUUCAUUUUUUAAAUGCAUGUUUCAAUUAAUAUCGGAUUUGGUUACUGAAACAGGUUUCUUGCAACCCAAAAACAUUCACAUAAUGGCGGUUUGGAUUAGAGAUUUAUCGUCAAUUGGGUAUGCAGAGCCAGUACGUGUGGAAUGGAAGUUCAUCACAUAUUCUACACUACCCACGGUGUCAAAGACGUCCUACACCGAAAAGACUAAGGUGAGCAAAGCCGUGGCGAUAAGAUCAAAUCAUCAAGUGAAGAUUAAAUCAACAAAACAACUCGAGAAAAAGGUCAAGUUGAGCAAAGCGGUGGCGAUCAGAUCAAAGAAGAUUAAAUCCACAAAACAACUCGGGAAAAAGACUGAGGUGAGCAAAGCGGUGGAGACCAGAUCACAUCAUCAAGUGAAGUUUAAAUCCACAAAACAACCCGGGAAAAAGAUGAAUCAUGGUUUAUCGCAGGAACUAAAGAAGUUGCCCAUGAAUAGGAAUCUUACCAGUGUGGUGAAGAAGUCACAACGUAGAGCAUUAACGAAAAUACAAAAGUUGGCAGGAACGAAUAGCAAACUAUUACCCUCAAUCGUGACUAAACGGCCAGUUAAAAUCAGCCCCAAACUAGUACCCACAUCAUUGAGUAUAUCGAAGAAGUCAUCAAUCAAAAGCAAAUCGCCCGUAUUAAAGCAUUAUCGAAAAAAAGCGAGCACGAAGCAGUUUCCAAAAGCAUUAAAAAAUCCACCGUCUCUUCCAAAACACACAAGACUCGCCUCGUCUGGACGAGUUCCUGAACAUAAAUUAAAGACUCUUCCUACAAUGAAAACACGAUCUUCCUUACUUCGUCUGAAUAUAUCAAAGAUUCCGGUGAAGGCACUGUUCCUGAACAAGAUUAAUGUCGUAUCGAAGACAAAUUCAAUCAAAAGAAAACCACCGUUAAAGACGUUACAGAAGAAGCCGUCAUCGUCAGCUCCAAAGACAUACUCCUAUUCAGAAAAAUUGAAAACAAUGUCUAAGAUUUGUCCUUCCAUAGAAUCAAAGAUGAAGUCGACAAAAUUGACCUUAUCCUCGAGAGUGGAAAAUAUUCUGUUAUUAAUAAUAUUUAACCGUCCGCAUUAUGAAAACAUUCCAUCGCUCCAUAAAACAUACAGUCAUUCAUUCACCAAAAUAGUGUAUUGUGGUUCCAGUCUUAAAGACUUCAAUUUAAAAUCCGCUAAGUUUGGAUUUGGUGUCACGUUUAUCGAGGUAGAAAUGUUAACGGGUAUUUAUUUCUAUCGCUGUCUCGCCAAAGUGAUGAGAAUGAACUACAGCGUUGAUGGAUAUCUUUACAUAGGCGAUGACGUCUUAAUCAACCCAUGGCGAAUCAAACAUCUGCCCAUUAACAAAAUUUGGUUACCCACAGGAGGCACGACACGGAUGGGUUGGGAGACGAUGAAAUGGAUGCAUUGGUCGCUACCUUAUGGACGACAAGCGAUGUUACGUGUAUUGGAAGAACUAAAAAAAAACCACACAGAACGGUAUAAAACGUUUACCCGGAAUCUGGCGCAUAACAGUAAGUUCCCGGAUGGUAUUUUGUACGGAGGCUCGGAUAUCGCGUAUGUCCCUGCAAGUCUAAAGACUGACGCGAUCUUUUAUUUAGAACUGUUUUCCAAACAUAAAGUUUAUCUGGAAAUCACCGUCCACAGUGUACUUGGCGGUAUUUUACCUCUAGAAAACAUCUUCAACCUACCAGGGGCUUAUAUAUGGAAGACUCAUUUGAAGUCACACUAUGCUUCUUUUUACAAACCCACGCUUUUUUUCCUACAUCCGUUUAAAUUUGGACUAGAAUUAAAAUCAAAAUCCGGACUAGAUUUUUUCUGUACACGAUUUGUACCAUUUUUGCUAUCUGAUAAAGUUUAAGGGGCGCA